GGAAACAAACGAUAUGGGAAAUCCAUAAUUGGCAGUAACUUUUUCAACAGCAGAAACCAAUCAGAAACCGGAGAGCAGUGCAUUUUGUAGCACGGCCAAGCUUUCCCAUUGUCUGACAUUUCCAUGCAUUAUCAUUGUGACAAUGAAUAAUCUACAAGAUACGCUUUCAAGUACACAGACCAAUGUUGAUGAUCGGCCACCCAAGGAUUAUGAUUUACCAGCUACCAUCGUGAUUUAUUCCCUGAUGGUUAUUCUGGGAAUUGGGUUAUGCUUCUGCUUAAGGAGAGCUAACCGGUUGAUACCCAAUCGACUUCUCAUUCCACUCAGCUCACGAAUGGGAAACGGACGUUCAUCACGAGGGUUCGACUUGGCAAGCCAAUUAGAUGAGGAGGAACAACAAGGAUUGUUAAGUGCCUAUAGUACGGAUGGCGAAGAGGACGAAAAUUUUAGUAUCGACCACGGGCGAAGAGAAAAUCGAUCACCAGACACCAAUAGCCAGCAUAUAAUCGAAGAUACAACGCUAAAUGACGAAAUGAUGGCGCUAGAAAUGGAAGAAGAAGAAGCACGACGUGCGGAAGAGGAUUUCAACGCACUCAUGGCAGAUACAUCAGGAAAUAAAAAACCACAUCUGCCACAGUAAACUCACGAAGUUAAUAAAAGACGUAUGGGAUAAACACAUCCGACAAAGUCCUUUAUCUUUUCCGCCGUAUUAUCUUCUUCAAGUUUCCAAGAUUUUUGGGAAAAGAAAAUGGAUUGUCAAGCAGAUAAUAUAGAGUCGAUAAAACACUAAAGUGAGUCAUGGAAGCUGGUAACACACAGAAAUGUGUUCAAGAGAUCCCCUUUUUCCAAAAAUGGUCCGCUCUUGCACGCUCGUUCUUAUUCUUUGGAUAUUCGGGCAUAACAACCUUUCAGCGAGUUCAACGUUGCACUUUUUUUUUUUUUACAUA
Radiomyces spectabilis is the source of this 947-nucleotide messenger RNA. RefSeq lists its product as uncharacterized. The transcript is spliced from 3 exons. Lineage: Eukaryota; Fungi; Mucoromycota; Mucoromycetes; Mucorales; Radiomycetaceae. The coding region runs from base 143 to 640 and encodes 165 amino acids. The record is from RefSeq and is a predicted model, not a curated record.